Molecule: messenger RNA, 152 nt
Organism: Acaulospora morrowiae
Lineage: Eukaryota; Fungi; Glomeromycota; Glomeromycetes; Diversisporales; Acaulosporaceae
Source: the annotation of a GenBank genome assembly
AUCUAAACAAUUACAAUACAAUAUUGAUAUUGCACAAGAACGAGGUGGUAGAUGUCUUUCUACAAAAGAUGUUAAUUCAGAUUUUCCAAUGCUUUGGAGUUGUGCUAAAGGUCAUGAAUGGACAGCACCUUUCGUUAGAAUAAAGAACAAAG